Messenger RNA from Striga hermonthica, 1209 nucleotides. NCBI's taxonomy places the organism in Eukaryota, Viridiplantae, Streptophyta, Magnoliopsida, Lamiales, Orobanchaceae. The record is from the annotation of a GenBank genome assembly.
AUGGGAGAAUUGAAGCUUCAUGGUUUCACCAUGAACAUUAUUAUUGAUCACGAUGAAAAAUGUUCACCGUCAUCAUCGUUGUCGUCGUCGUCGAUUUCAUCUAUUGGGCAAGAAUCGACGGUCUCAAAUGGGUCGUCGAUAUCCUCGUCUGAUGUGGCCGACGAUGCAUCAUCGUCUUUCUGUUCGAAUUCGAGCCGAGCUUUAUAUGACCUCUCAGAAAUAAUGGAAGAAUUGCCUAUCAAAAGAGGGCUAUCAAAAUUUUACAAGGGGAAAUCAGAGUCUUUCACAUCACUUUCAAGGGUGACAAGCAUUGAGGAUUUGGCUAAGAAAGCAACUCCAUAUAGAAGGAAUUUGAAGGCUUCUAAGAGCAUUGGGACUGAACCUCUCCUGCCUAAGCGCCUCCAACCGUCGUUUAUCUCAUUCUGCCUGUACGGACAAUCGUCGCCCCACAACCCGCCACAUUCGCGCUUUUUCGGCACUUCUCGCUCGCUCUCUACCUCAUAUCCCUCUCCGCCUCCUUUCCCUCCCAACAACCUCAUAUAUGCCCCUUCCCAUCCUCCGCCCACCACCAACCACCUCCUCUUCCUCGGAUCCUCCUGCAUCUACCCCAAAUUCGCCCCGCAGCCCAUACCCGAGUCCGCCCUCCUCACCGGCCCGCUCGAGCCCACCAACGAGUGGUACGCCGUCGCCAAGAUCUCCGGGAUCAAGAUGUGCCAGGCCUACCGCCUCCAGCACUCGUUCGACGCCAUCUCCGCCAUGCCCACCAACCUCUACGGCCCCAACGACAAUUUCCACCCGGAGAACUCACACGUCCUGCCAGCCCUGCUGCGCAGAUUUCACGAGGCCAAAGCCAAUGGCGCCGAGAGGGUGGUGGUUUGGGGGAGUGGGACCCCACUGCGCGAGUUCUUGCACGUCGAUGACCUGGCGGACGCCAUCGUUUUCUUAUUGGAGAAUUACAGUGGUUUGGAGCAUGUGAAUGUGGGGAGUGGAAAGGAGGUUACCAUUAAGGAGCUUGCUGAGCUUGUUAAGGAAGUGGUUGGGUAUAAUGGGGAGAUUGUUUGGGACUCGAGCAAGCCUGAUGGUACGCCUAGGAAGCUCAUGGAUAGCUCGAAGCUCGCAGGCUUGGGAUGGGAGCCCAAGAUUUCUCUCAAAGAUGGGCUUGAAGGCACUUAUAAGUGGUACUUGGAGAAUGUUGUUGGGCAGCAAUGA